This is a messenger RNA of Gymnodraco acuticeps, 1805 nucleotides long. RefSeq names its product activator of basal transcription 1 (gene abt1). Gene Ontology annotation, cellular component: nucleolus. The transcript has 4 exons. Gene Ontology annotation, biological process: endonucleolytic cleavage in ITS1 to separate SSU-rRNA from 5.8S rRNA and LSU-rRNA from tricistronic rRNA transcript (SSU-rRNA, 5.8S rRNA, LSU-rRNA); endonucleolytic cleavage in 5'-ETS of tricistronic rRNA transcript (SSU-rRNA, 5.8S rRNA, LSU-rRNA); endonucleolytic cleavage to generate mature 5'-end of SSU-rRNA from (SSU-rRNA, 5.8S rRNA, LSU-rRNA). Gene Ontology annotation, molecular function: RNA binding. The record is from RefSeq and is a predicted model, not a curated record. NCBI's taxonomy places the organism in Eukaryota, Metazoa, Chordata, Actinopteri, Perciformes, Bathydraconidae. Bases 13 to 1038 code for a protein of 341 amino acids.
ACACAACACGCCAUGAUGGAGAGGAGAGAGGAGGAGGAGGAGGAGGAGGAGGAGGAGAGGAGGACGACUACAUCCACCAGAGAGGAGGAGGAGGAGAGGACGACUACAUCCACCAGAGAGGAAGAGGAGGAGGAGGAGGAGGAGGAGGAGGAGAGGACGACUACAUCCACCAGAGAGGAAGAGGAGGAGGAGGUCUCAGGUGAUGAAGAGGUCUCAGGUGAUGAAGAGGUCUCAGGUGAUGAAGAGGUCUCAGGUGAUGAAGAGAUCUCAGGUGAUGAAGAGCAUAAGGAUAAAGAUGGUGGUGAUGAAGGUGUUUCAGGGAUGAAGAAGCAGACCAAUCAGGAAGCAGCCGGAGACAGGAAGUGUGUCCCAGGUAUUCUCUACCUGGGACACAUCCCUCCGAGGCUCCGCCCCCGACACGUGAGGAACCUGCUGUCAGCCUAUGGGGAGGUGGGCCGCAUCUUCCUGCAGCCAGAGGACGGGCAGGUGAGCACUAAGAAGAGGAAGGGAGGCGCUAAGGGGGGGUCCCGGCGCUGCGACUUCACUGAAGGCUGGGUCGAGUUCAGAGACAAGCGCAGAGCCAAGCUGGUCGCUGCGUCGCUGCACAACACGCCCAUGGGGACCAGGAAGCGCCAACGCUUCGCCUCAGACCUGUGGUGCAUCAAGUACCUGCACAGGUUCCAGUGGACUCACCUGUCGGAGCGCCUGGCCUUUGAGCAGACGGUGCAGCAGCAGAGAUUGAGGACAGAGGUUUCUCAGGCCAAAAGAGAGACCAACUUUUACCUGAACAACGUGGACCGGAGCGCUCACCUGGACACCGUGAGGAGGAAGAGACAGAGGGACGGACAGCAGGUGGACGAUAGGACGUGGGACUUCACUCAGCGUCAAACGGAGGAGGAGAUCCAGAUGAGGAAGAGGAAAAAGAAAGACUCCGUUUCCCAGAAGCACCUGGACAAGGCCCGCCUCAUACAGCAGAAGAGCCAAUCAAACGUCUCGUUGCUAGCAAAGAUCUUCAACUCCAAACAUCAGAGCGACUGAUUGGCUGUUGGACAGGAGUGUUUACAUGGAAACAGGAAGCAGACUAGAGACUGUCAGAGUUUCUGACACACCCUCAUCCACCAAUCACUGAACAGGGGGCGGAGCCAACAUGUUCUUCUGUACCUGCCUUAACGAGGUCGUUAAGUUUCCUGUACCCUCCUUAACGAGGUCGUUAAGUUUCCUGUACCCUCCUUAACGAGGUCGUUAAGUUUCCUGUACCCGAAGGUUUGUUAGUAUUCUGCAGGGUUUUGUUGUUUUGUAGCUGCUGCUCUGUUAACUGUUGUAAAUAAAUUUGAGUGCCAGAAUUCAGAACUGUGUUUUUUGAUCGUUAGAUUGAUUGAUGGAUGAUGGAUGGAUGUAUAUAGGGCACAGAUAUCACCAUUCAUACAGAGCAGUAGCGGGUGCAGAUCCGUUUCGCAGGGCGGAACGCACCGGAACACUUUCUGUCUGAGGAAAAGCAACCUUUGCAGUAACAUGAGGCACCUUUCACAUGCGCUGUGUUUACGCGCUCAAAUCAACUGUGGUCAACGUAGACGCCCCUAACGGUCCUUUGCUGUUGGAGUGACGACAAACACCCAAUCACACCCUUUCCUGUCUGUCUACCUAAUCCACACACUGACCCCCAUCACCCCCCGUCUGGCAUCAGGUCUAAACCACCAGACUCAGAGACAGAUCACCCCCCGUCUGGCAUCAGAUCUAAAAUACCAGACUCAGAGACAGAUCACCACCAGACUCAGAGACAGAUCACCCCCCCAUCUGGCAUCAGG